UAGCCUCGAAAUGCCAGCGAUGAGCAUUGAUUAGAGUAUACGGAAAACCAUCCGUAGUGGUGGGUCCAUUUGGCAGCUGGGGAGCCGAAGAGAAAGCCGGAGGCCCCACUGCCCGGCUGGACCGAAAACGUUGUGCGAUCCAACUCCACGAAAUGCCCGCCCGGAGAACCCCAAAAUACCCUCGAAACACGCGCGCAUUGCGAUGGCAUCAAGGUCAUUUCCUAGGCCUUCGCGCCACGGUUACAAAGGACCCUCGCGAGUCCGCGAUCACCACCAAACCAAGCAGCUCGGCGUGUGCACGUCGCGAGGAACGAAGCAGAGAAGGCUGAAGCUCUCGUGCGGCGAUGGGCGUCACGUACUACCGGAGGCUGUCGCAGGCCGAGGGAGGCGCGUGCGCGGCCGUGAGGGCGUGGGCGGCGCUGAAGCGGGCCGCGAGGGCGUGGGUGGCGCUGAAGCGGGCCGCGGCGGGGGUCGCCCGGCUGUACGCCGCGCGCCGGCGGUGGAGGCUGCGGGGCGGGAGGGUGGCCGCCGCGGCGCGGCGCGCGGAGGUGGCGGCGCCGGGGUUCAAGUACGAUUCGGCCAGCUACGCGCGCAACUUCGACGACGGGGCGUGGAUGGCCGAGGAGGGCGUGUCCUGGCAAGCGCGGUCGUGCAGGCACGCUACUGUCCAGUGAUUUAUAGGAGCUUCCCUUUCAUCUUUGCAUUUGUGAAGUAGAGACUGAUUGUUUGUUUAGAAUUUAUUGUUUUUUAAAAUUGUGUUUAGAAUUGAUUUGUAGCGAGUUGGACAGUUUGUUUGUACUAUGUACAUAUGUACCAUAUAAGAUUAGCAACUGCACAUCUAGAAUCAAUGUAGGA
Molecule: messenger RNA, 855 nt
Organism: Phragmites australis (common reed)
Lineage: Eukaryota; Viridiplantae; Streptophyta; Magnoliopsida; Poales; Poaceae
Exons: 1
Coding region: 345-674 (109 amino acids)
Source: RefSeq, a predicted model, not a curated record